CGAUAUAUCAAAGUAGUAGGUCAGAGGUUGGAGGGUGGAAUUCCAUGGGGGGGAUCCUUGAUACUCGGUAGAUGCACGUCGCUACCAGAGUCAACGCAUCUAAUAAUGUCCGCUGCACAACUUCGUAUGCAUGAGCAGCAUGACUAUGCGUGCUAAGGCUGGAGGGGGCCGAAUCCCGAUACACGUAGCGCGCUUUUUGUUUUCUCUCGUGAGAUGUUGGGUUGCACGCCGGCAGACGAAGCAGUGCUUGAACAUCACCACAUUGUUCUUAGCGUACACCCAAGGACGGCGCUUCAACGUAGGGCCAACUAGGGUCACUACUGGCAAUGCAGGCGACUCUUGGCAUCCGACCAUCCGAGCUUCCCAGUACCCGCCCCGAUGCAAUCUCCACAGGCAUGUGAAUGCGCUAUCUGGCUGUUUUCGGCUACAGGUCCCCAAAGAGCAAAAGCACUGCCGCAGAUCACACCCUUCGAUCCCUGGGAUGGACUCGAACAGCAGAGCGCUAGGCCAAUGUACCUCCCACGCUCUCGACGUUACUGUUUCUCUUGUUGUUGCAGAACUCGGCCUUUGCUAUGUUGAGAAUGUGCUUGUACGUUCGACUGGCUGCAGUGAUAACACUACCUGUACUUAGGGAGUGAUGACCAGCGCCCCGACCGAUGUCCGAGGUAGCUACUGGUAAGACGCGAGGAACGAACGACAAAUAGGCUCAUCUCCGUCCCGCGGUCCAACAACCACGCGAUGUCGACCAGGGGGGGAGGCGGGUUUGCCCUCACACAAGCAAUGCGAUCGCGGCCCUACGCCUACUACAUACAUGUACACAAACGCACAAUCACUCUAUUUCGAUGAGACAUUGUCAUCAGCGUCAUCGACAUCAUCGACAUCAUCGACAUCGACAUUGGCGUCGUCAUCUUCCUCUUUUGUAAAAUGCCGCCGCUGCUGAGCAGAUGCGCCCUACGCCGGAGAUUCGACAUUACGAUCCAUUCAAUCUCCCUCCGCUGUCAGGAGCCAAGGCAAGGUACGAUCAGCCAACAUAUCUUCUCGGUCAGAAAAGAACAGAGCUUCUCACGUCGAAAUGGAACGAGUUGGUGUAACCAAGAAAGCAGUCUGGGUAUAGCACAAUGCAGUGUAGUAGGUAGGACUUUCCACUAGAUUCUUCCACAUGAAAGAAUAGUGGAUCCCUAUUGACUAACUAACCUAACUCAACUAUCUAUCUAACUACCUUACCUAACUAGUUAGAUUACCCGAUUGAAUA
This is a messenger RNA of Sphaerulina musiva SO2202, 1252 nucleotides long. RefSeq lists its product as uncharacterized. The record is from RefSeq and is a predicted model, not a curated record. The transcript has a single exon. The coding region runs from base 131 to 631 and encodes 166 amino acids. Lineage: Eukaryota; Fungi; Ascomycota; Dothideomycetes; Mycosphaerellales; Mycosphaerellaceae.